CAGAAAAACAGGCCAAAGAAAAAGCAAAAGGGCGGAGAACGCUUAGUAUCAAUAUCGGAAGCGAGCAAGUCCCUCCUCUCUCAUGCUUCCUAUUGCUCGCGCUAGCGACGACGACGACGAAGACGACGGUUGUCUCCGUAAUUGAAUCACUCUCUCCUCCUUUCCGCUACCUCACUUGGUGCUCCUCAGGAACCCUAACCAAAUGGAGACCGUCAUGGUCAGACCCUUGUUCUCCGAUUCUCCUCUGAACCUCCUGGUCCUAGGCGUCCUCUUCUAAAACAGGAAACCUUGACACGAUCGAUUUCCUCCCUCCCUCUCUCUAGCUCGCUCGCUCGCUGUGGAGAACCGUUGUUGGAUUCAAAUCCUCUCUAUCGUGAAACUCAAUCGAACUUUUCGCGUAUAGGUGAGCGCGGCAAGCAGUAGGAGGAGUAAGGGGAGCAUGGAAGGAGGGUCGGGUCAUUAUAACCCUCGCACUGUCGAGGAGGUUUUUAAGGAUUUCAGGGGUCGACGUGCCGGAAUGAUUAAGGCUCUAACUACCGAUGUCGAGAAGUUUUACCAGCAAUGUGAUCCAGAGAAAGAGAACCUGUGUCUCUAUGGUUUCCCGAAUGAGUCCUGGGAAGUCAAUCUCCCCGCCGAGGAGGUUCCUCCCGAGCUCCCUGAACCAGCUCUUGGAAUCAACUUCGCUAGGGAUGGCAUGCAAGAAAAAGAUUGGUUGUCUCUUGUGGCCGUUCAUAGUGAUGCCUGGCUGUUGGCUGUUGCUUUCUACUUUGGGGCUCGCUUUGGCUUCGACAAGAACGACAGGAGGAGGCUUUUCAAUAUGAUGAAUGAUCUCCCAACGAUAUUUGAGGUGGUGACUGGAGUCGCCAAGAAGCAAGCAAGAGAGAAGUCAACGGUCACAACUAAUAGCAGCAGCAAGAGCAAGACAAGUGUAAAGACGCAACCACGGCAACCAGAGCCUCAAACGAAGUUAACAAAGGCACCUCCAGCAAGGGACGACGAGGAGAGUGGGGAUGAAGAGGAUGAUGAGCAUGGUGAUGCACUUUGUGGGGCAUGUGGAGAGAACUACGCGUCUGAUGAAUUCUGGAUCUGUUGUGAUGUCUGCGAAAGAUGGUUUCAUGGAAAGUGUGUGAAGAUCACUCCAGCUAGAGCUGAGCAUAUUAAGCAGUACAAAUGCCCAGCGUGCAGCAACAAACGGGCGAGAGUCUAAAGAGACAGAUGAAGGAUGCUUUCGGAGCCCCUUUUUUGAAGCAGAGAAGGUGUACGAACCAGUGAGUAGGAUUGUGAUAUGGAAUGUUAUCAACUUGUUUAGUUGGCAUUCUUCAGGUGCCUUUUUUUUUUAUCUGACCAUGCAAAACUAGGUUGAAUUUUUCUGUUCCGACGGUUUCGGACUGUCAGUUUGUGUCAUUCCUGGUGCAAGAAUUGAUGCCCAAGUUUUGGGUUGAAUCCUGUCAUUAUUUGCUAUUGUGCUUCUUCUGUUUC
Messenger RNA from Nymphaea colorata (pocket water lily), 1479 nucleotides. RefSeq names its product PHD finger protein ALFIN-LIKE 4-like. The coding region runs from base 440 to 1207 and encodes 255 amino acids. NCBI's taxonomy places the organism in Eukaryota, Viridiplantae, Streptophyta, Magnoliopsida, Nymphaeales, Nymphaeaceae. Gene Ontology annotation, biological process: regulation of DNA-templated transcription. The transcript is spliced from 5 exons. Gene Ontology annotation, molecular function: transcription coregulator activity; transcription cis-regulatory region binding; histone binding. Gene Ontology annotation, cellular component: nucleus. The record is from RefSeq and is a predicted model, not a curated record.